Rhineura floridana is the source of this 2085-nucleotide messenger RNA. It is a transcript of the gene CRK, whose product is annotated as CRK proto-oncogene, adaptor protein. Gene Ontology annotation, molecular function: protein binding. The transcript has 3 exons. The record is from RefSeq and is a predicted model, not a curated record. NCBI's taxonomy places the organism in Eukaryota, Metazoa, Chordata, Lepidosauria, Squamata, Rhineuridae. Bases 185 to 1090 code for a protein of 301 amino acids.
UUCCCCAGCCCAGGGCUUCCGGCCGAGCCUAACGCCACUUCCGGGCGGUGAGGCGCGGCGGCCGCCAUCUUGGGCGGCUGGAAGGCGGGGGAGGGAAGCGGCGGCGGCGGCGGGGCUCGCGGGCCCUCCUGCUCCUCCUGGUCCGGCGGCGGCCUCGGGCCUCCCUCAGCCGGCGCAGACACCCAUGGCCGGGCAGUUCGACGCGGAGGACCAGGCGAGCUGGUACUGGGGGCGGCUGAGCCGGGCCGAGGCGGUGGGGCUCCUGCAGGGGCAGCGCCACGGGACCUUCCUGGUCCGGGACUCCGGCACCAUCCCCGGCGACUUCGUCCUCUCCGUCUCCGAGAGCUCCCGCGUCUCCCACUACAUUGUCAACAGCCAAGGCGGAGGUGGAGGAGUGGCGGCGGCCGCCCCGGGGUUGAAUAAUCCUUCUAGGUUUCGAAUAGGUGACCAAGAAUUUGACUCCCUGCCAGCUUUAUUGGAGUUCUACAAAAUACACUACUUGGACACUACAACCUUGAUAGAACCUGUUUCAAAAUCAAAGCAUAACAGUGAUGUGCAGCUGAGGCAGGAGGAAGCUGAGUAUGUUCGUGCUCUUUUUGACUUUAAUGGCAAUGAUGAUGAAGAUCUUCCAUUUAAAAAAGGAGAAAUAUUGAGAAUCUGGGAAAAACCUGAAGAGCAAUGGUGGAAUGCAGAAGAUAGCGAAGGCAAGCGAGGGAUGAUCCCUGUUCCAUACGUUGAGAAGUGUAGACCUGCCUCUGCUUCAGUAUCUCCUCUGAUUGGAGGUAACCAGGAUAGUAUUCUUCCACAGCCACUGGGUGGACCUGAGCCAGGUCCCUAUGCCCAGCCCAGCAUCAACACUCCGCUCCCCAAUCUCCAGAACGGCCCCAUUUUUGCCCGGGUUAUCCAGAAGCGGGUCCCUAAUGCCUACGACAAGACAGCCUUGGCUUUGGAGGUUGGCGAGCUGGUAAAGGUCACCAAGAUUAACAUGAGUGGCCAGUGGGAAGGAGAGUGCAAUGGCAGGCGAGGGCACUUUCCAUUCACGCAUGUCCGGCUGCUUGAUCAACAGAAUCCUGAGGAAGACUUCAGCUGAGUGUGGCUCAACUGUUCUGCUUACAGAUGGGAACAAACCAAUGGAGUUCGGCUGCAGCUGCAAUAGACUGUUCCUAAAGAUGUCAAAAGCAGUGUUGUUUCUGCAAGAUCCUGAUACUGAAGAAAUGCCCCUGGGACCUAACGCCUGCAAAAGGCUUGUCUUUUUUCAGGGUACAAAACUCGAUGGCUUCUGUGCCAAGUGGCAAAGGUUGCGUGUGAAAAUAGGUGUAAUGGAGACCGCAGCUCCCCCCCCUUCCUCUUCCCCGGCGGGAGGAUGAGAACAGCUCAAAAAGUUCUUGUUUCUGGCUUUAUCAGUCCUGUUGCUUUGUCUGUAGCCAGAAAAGCUGGACAGUUAAUUAAGAAACUCAUAACUUCCCAAUCCCAAAAAAAUUCCUCUCUUUGGAUUUGACUUGUAACCUCUGUGUCAUAACUGCUUGUUGCAUAAUGAGUACAAUUUGCAUAGUGCAGAUAAUUGUUAAUAUAAUAUUUUGAUACUGGGAUAGCUGUUGCAUAACUACUACCAUUUGAAUGGGUAAGGGCCAGGGGCAGUUUUUUUCUGGGAAAGUCAGUUUCAGAAAUCAGGCUCCAGUACCGGCAUAGCAAGUAGCUGAUUUAACAUCAGAGGUAGAUAUUAAUACCUAAACAUAUGGGUAGGCUAUUGAGCUUUCCUCCUAGUGCAGAGAACUCCAUUCAUUGCACUUUAUUCACUAAUGCAAGUAAGGAUAUUAGUUACUAAAUCUGCUACAGAUCUGAGCGCUACACUCCAAAGGUAACUUUUAACCAGCUGCAGGUAGGAAUAGAACAGAUUGUCUGAAAGUCUUUACAUGCUUUUACUAAUUCAGUAUAGUAAGACAAGCAUCGCCAUCAUAAAUUGAAAUACCACAUACUUUUUCCCCUUAAAUUGCUAUUUAGGAUUGUUUUGUUUCUAUCUGUAGAGCGUUCAAAUGGUGGAUCCAUGAAGAUCUUCUUUUUAAUAAACUAAUGGAAAUGCUUAAA